GUUUUAUAGGAUGGGAGUAGAACACUGAUGGAAUUCCUGGAUGUUUUAUAGGAUGGGAAUGGAACACUGAAAGAAAUCUUGGAUAUUUCAUAGGGUGAGAGUGGAACAUUGAGGGAAUUCCCAGUUUUCUGGAAUAGAUUUUUCCCAGGGCAGCGUGGAAAAUGAAGGUCAGAGGCUGAGGGAGCCACAGCUGCAAAGGGCACCUGGAAUUCAGAGUCGGGGUCUGGAGGCCGCGCCCGGAGCCGGGGGAGGAUCCAUGGACAAGCCAAGCAACUUCUGACUCAGCGUUUUCUGGGAUCAAAUUCCAUGGCAAUGUAUCCUACCAGGGUCUCCGGCGAGGAAUGCAACGGCAUCAACGCCAUGGCGGCCGAGAGCGGCCCCGGCACGCGCCUGCGCAACCUCCCGGUGCUGCCGGACGCGCUGGACUCCACGCAGCCGUCGGCGGCGCCGGCGCCGGGCCAGGCCCAGCCCGGGGGCGGCGUCGGGGUCAAUCCCCCGCCGCCGGAGACGUCCAACCCCAACAAACCCAAGCGCCAAACCAACCAGCUGCAGUACCUGCUCAAGGUGGUGCUCAAGACCCUCUGGAAGCACCAGUUCGCCUGGCCCUUCCAGCAGCCCGUGGACGCCGUCAAGCUCAACCUCCCGGAUUAUUAUAAAAUAAUUAAAACUCCGAUGGAUAUGGGAACAAUAAAGAAACGUUUGGAAAAUAAUUAUUACUGGAAUGCUCAAGAAUGUAUCCAGGAUUUCAACACCAUGUUUACAAACUGCUACAUCUACAACAAGCCAGGGGAUGACAUAGUGCUGAUGGCAGAAGCUCUGGAGAAACUUUUCCUGCAGAAAAUCUCGGAGAUGACGCAGGAGGAGACGGAAAUCGUCAUCGCCCAGACCAAGGGCCGGGGCCGCGCGCGCAAGGAAGCAGUGCCAUCCAAGCCCGGUUCCUCGGCGCUGCCCCCGGCGCCCCAGGCUCCCUCCCCGGCCGCGGCCGUGCCGCCGGUGCCGGCGCCGGGCCUGGCGCCCCCUCUGGCCUUCCCCGGCGCGGUGAGCGCGGCCGAGCUGCUGGUGCCGCCCGCCAUGACCGCCGUGCCCCCCGUGCCCCCCGCGCCCGCCCCGGCGCCGCCGGCGGCGCCCGCGCCCGCGCCGCUGCAGCCGCACCCGCCCGUCAUCCCCACGCCCGCGCAGCCCGUCAAGACAAAGAAGGGGGUGAAGAGGAAAGCAGACACCACCACGCCCACCGCCAUGGACCCCAUCCACGACUCGUCGUCGCUGCCCAACGAGCCCAAGGCCACCAAGCUGGGCCCGCGGCGCGAGAGCAGCCGGCCCGUGAAGCCCCCCAAGAAGGAGAUCCCGGACUCGCAGCAGCACUCGGGCGAGAGCCGCGGCUCCAAGGCCUCGGAGCAGCUCAAGUACUGCGGAGGGAUCAUCAAGGAGAUGUUCGCCAAAAAACACGCGGCCUACGCCUGGCCCUUCUACAAACCCGUGGACGUGGAGGCGCUGGGGCUGCACGACUACUGCGACAUCAUCAAACACCCCAUGGACCUCAGCACCAUCAAGUCCAAGCUGGAGAGCCGGGAGUACCGGGACGCUCAGGAAUUCGCGGCCGACGUGCGGUUGAUGUUCUCCAACUGCUACAAGUACAACCCCGCCGACCACGAGGUGGUGGCCAUGGCCCGCAAGCUGCAGGACGUGUUCGAGAUGCGCUUUGCCAAGAUGCCGGACGAGCCGGAGGAGCCGGUGAUUCCCGCCUCGUCCCCCGUGGUGGUCCCGCCCCCCACCAAGGUGGCCCCGCCCUCGUCCAGCGACAGCAGCAGCGACAGCUCCUCCGACAGCGACAGCUCCUCCGACGACUCCGAGGAGGAGCGGGCGCAGCGCUUGGCCGAGCUCCAGGAGCAGCUCAAGGCCGUGCACGAGCAGCUGGCGGCGCUGUCCCAGCCCCAGCAGAACAAACCAAAGAAGAAGGAGAAGGACAAGAAGGAGAAGAAGAAGGAGAAGCACAAAAAGAAGGAGGAGCUGGAGGACGCCAAGAAGAGCAAAGCCAAGGAGCCGCCGCCCAAGAAGGCCAAGAAGAGCAACAGCAACAGCAGCGCCUCCAGCAAGAAGGAGCCGGCGCCGGUGAAGCCCAGCAAAGCCGCGCCCGCCUACGAGUCGGAGGAGGAGGAGAAGUGCAAGCCCAUGUCGUACGAGGAGAAGCGGCAGCUGAGCCUGGACAUCAACAAACUACCCGGGGAAAAGCUGGGCAGGGUCGUGCACAUCAUCCAGUCCCGGGAGCCGUCGCUCAAGAACUCCAACCCCGACGAGAUCGAGAUCGACUUCGAGACGCUGAAGCCGUCGACGCUGCGCGAGCUCGAGCGUUACGUCACCUCCUGCCUGCGCAAGAAGAGGAAACCCCCAGAGAAGCUCGACGUCCUGGCCGGCUCCUCCAAGCUGAAGGGUUUCUCCUCGUCGGAGUCGGAAUCCAGCAGCGAGUCGAGCUCCUCCGACAGCGACGAGUCGGACUCAGAAAUGGCGCCAAAAUUGAAGAAAAAAGGGCACUCGGGGCGGGAGCAAAAAAAGCACCACCACCACCACCACCAACCGGCGCCGGCGCCGCCGCAGCCCCCUCCGGCCCCGCCGCAGCCCGUCCCGGCGGCGCUGCAGCCGCCGCAGCCGCCGCCCGUCCCGCAGCCCGCCGCGCCCCUCAAGGCGUCGCCGCCUCCGCCGCCGCCCUUCGUCCCCGCGCAGGUGCCCGUCCUGGAGCACCCCUUGCCGGGGACCAUGUUCGACACCAUGGCCCAUUUUGGCCAACCCAUGCUGCACCUGCCCCAGCCCGAGCUGCCCCCGCCCCACCUGCCCCCGGCGCCCGAGCACAGCACCCCCCCCCACCUCAACCAGCACGUGGUGUCUCCUCCAGCUUUGCACAACGCUCUGCCUCAGCAGCCCUCGAGGCCCAGCAACCGGGCGGCGGCGCUGCCCCCGAAGCCGCCGCGGCCGCCGGCCGUGUCCCCGGCGCUGCCGCCGCCGCCGCAGCCCCCGCCGCAGCCGCUGCUCCCGCAGCCCCCGCUGCCGCAGCCGCCGCAGGUGCUGCUGGAGGACGAGGAGCCGCCCGCGCCGCCGGUGCCGCCGCCGGUGCCGCCGCCGCCGCACCACGGCCUCCCCCUGAGCACCAGCCAGAUGCAGCUGUACCUGCAGCAGCUGCAGAAAGUGCAGCCGCAGACUCCGCUUCUCCCUUCAGUGAAGGUCCAGUCGCAGCCGGCGCCGCAGCCGCAGCCGCCGCCGCCUCCCCCGGCGCUGCCGCCGCCGCCGGCGCAUCCCGCGGUGCAGCCGCUGCAACCGCCGCCGCGCCCGCUGCACCUGCAGCCCCUGCCCUUCCCGUCGCACCUGGCGCAGCCGCCGGCGCCGCCGCCGCAGCAGCAGCCGCAGCAGCAAGCGCAGCCGCAACCGGCGCCGCCGCAGCCGCCGCAGCCGCAACCGGCGCCGGCCAAACCGCAGCAGGUCAUCCAGCACCACCCGUCGCCGCGGCACCACAAGCCCGACCCCUACGGCACCGGUCACCUGCGGGAAGCCCCCUCCCCUCUCAUGAUGCCUUCCCCACAGAUGCCGCCGUUCCAGGGCCUCGUGCCUCAGUCGCCCCCUCAGCAAAACAUCCAGCCAAAAAAACAGGAGCUGCGCGCGGCCUCGGUGGUGCAGUCGCAGCCGCUGGGCGGGCCCAAGGAGGAGAAGCUGCACUCGCCCGUGAUCAGGAACGAGACCUUCAGCCCCCCCCUGCGCCAGGAGCCCCCCAAGGGCCACCCCGAGGGCAUCAAGGCGGCCCCGCACCUCCCCCAGCGGCCGGAGCUGAAGCCCCUGGAGGGGGGAGGUCCCCGUCCCGUGAUCCGACCCCCGGAGCCGACCCCGCCCGCCCCGGACAAGGAGCGGCAGAAACCGGAGCCCAAAACCCCCGUGGCCCCCAAAAAGGACCUGAAGAUCAAGAACAUGGGCUCGUGGGCCUCGCUGGUGCAGAAGCACCCGGCGGCGCCGGCGGCCGCGGCCAAGUCCUCGAGCGACUCCUUCGAGCAGUUCAAGCGCGCGGCGCGCGAGAAGGAGGAGCGGGAGAAGGCGCUCAAGGCCCAGGCCGAGCAGGUGGAGCGCGAGAAGGAGCGGCUCAGGAGGGAGCAGGAGAGGAUGAGGACCCGGGAGGACGAGGAGGCGCUGGAGCAGGCGCGGCGGGUGCACGAGGAGGUUCGGCGGCGCCAGGAGCAGCAGCAGCCGCCGGGGCCCGGCGCGGGCGCGGUGCCGGUGCCGGUGCCGGUGUCGGCGGCGUCGGCGCCGCCGCAGCCCCAGAGCUCCCAGAGCUCCCAGUCCAUGCUGGACCAGCAGCGGGAAAUGGCCCGGAAGAGGGAGCAGGAGAGGAGGCGCCGGGAAGCGAUGGCGGCGACGAUCGACAUGAACUUCCAGAGCGACCUCCUGGCGAUUUUCGAGGAGAAUCUUUUCUAGGAGAGGCGAUUCCGGCCGGGAAUUUGACUCUUUCCCAAAAAAAAAAAAAAACAAAAAAACCAACAAAAAACCAACACACACACACAAAAAAAACCCAAAAAAA
Molecule: messenger RNA, 4552 nt
Organism: Catharus ustulatus (Swainson's thrush)
Lineage: Eukaryota; Metazoa; Chordata; Aves; Passeriformes; Turdidae
Gene: BRD4
Product: bromodomain containing 4
Exons: 22
Coding region: 307-4449 (1380 amino acids)
Biological process (GO): chromatin remodeling; positive regulation of transcription elongation by RNA polymerase II
Cellular component (GO): nucleus; chromatin
Source: RefSeq, a predicted model, not a curated record